CCACCACCUCCGCCAUGUCGUCGCUCUGGAUCAUCAACAAGGCCGGCGGCCUCAUCUACCAGGCCGACUACUUCGUGCCCGCCGCCGCCGCCGCGGGCGCGCCGCCGCUGAGUGCCAACGAGGCCCUCAUCCUCGCCGGCACGCUGCACGGCAUCCACGCCAUCACCGCGCGCAUCAACCCCACGCGCGCACGCGGCGAGGGCCUCGAGUGCCUGCGCGGCGACGGCUUCGAGCUGCACGUGCGCAGCACGCUCACCGGCAUCAAGCUGCUGCUCCUCGCCGCGCCGACGCUGCCCAACGCGCCCGCGCUGCUGCAGCAGGCGUACGAGGCGUACGCGGACCUCGUGAUGAAGAAUCCGUUCUACUCGCCCGAGAUGCCCGUGCGCAUCCCGCGCUUCGACGAGCGCGUGCGCCAGAUCGUCGGCGGCAGCUAGACGACGCAUGCGCAGCGAAGGCCGGCCUGCGCACAGACAAGGGCUUUGCAUCGCCGGCGCCGCCAGCGCAUGACCAGCAGCAGAACGCCAGGCCGGGACCAUCCCCGCGCUGCUGCACCGGCCCGGCGCCUUCUGCCCGUACAGCGACGGCCCUGCCGUGCAGGCACAUCCCCCUGCCACGUCUAGCCAGCACGAGCAGCCGAGCCGCCUGCCCACCUCUGGCUGCCGGCACCGACAUCUG
Messenger RNA from Tilletiopsis washingtonensis, 675 nucleotides. RefSeq names its product Sybindin-like protein. The transcript has 2 exons. Gene Ontology annotation, cellular component: TRAPP complex. Gene Ontology annotation, biological process: endoplasmic reticulum to Golgi vesicle-mediated transport. The record is from RefSeq and is a predicted model, not a curated record. Lineage: Eukaryota; Fungi; Basidiomycota; Exobasidiomycetes; Entylomatales. Bases 15 to 434 code for a protein of 139 amino acids.